UGGAUCUGUAGGCCUAGUGAUAGUAUCUUCCGCUCCUCAUCCGCUCUGUUCCUUCAGUACCCGCCUCUCACCAUGCCGUACGUUCCUCCUCAUAGGCGACUCCGAGCGACCAGUUCCGCAGCCGAAUCCGCAAUGCCACAGCAAAGCCACCCAGGUUCGGUACUAGGUCCGGGAAACAGGGUCUGGGGAAGAGGCCGAGGCCGAGGUCGCGAUCAGUACGGGGCCGGAGGCAGAAUCUUCUCAUUCAAGCCAAAUUCGAUUAGGAGCUCUCCUAGCGCUGUCGCAUAUACCCUAGUCGACGAUUUCGUCGAGCGAGAGUCAUCGCUGAUUGUGCCUGUAACUGGGGACGAGCUCGCUGUAACCGGAUGGUCCACAAGUUCCAACCGUUUCAGGGGAGAAGUCAGCACCUACGGAAUAAAAACCUCGCUAUUCUUACCAAGGUUCCAGAAGCCGAUCUUGACAAUAACGAGUCAACCGUGAAUUCGCCUUUGUCUGAUGCCACCUCCUCCUCACCCCUCUCCGUCCAUCCCGCAGCGUCCUUACAUGACUCUAUAGCGAGUCUUCUUCGUAAAGGACUAGUUGCCGCUUUUAGAGGCAUGCAGGCUGCUGCAGAUCCUGGUGUCGGAAAGUCGCCAAACAAAGACAGAUGCAAGCUACGGAUGCCACUAGGGACGCUGCUGCUGUCGCCACCACGAAAAUCUCCAGAGUUCGAUCGUCCUCUCCAGCCUACCGCCCUUCACAAUGGGGGCGCUUGAACUGGAUUUGAACAGAAUAGCGCGGAGACUACCCACGCGGGUGUUCUCGUCACUGGAAACGGGCCUAACAGACGAUGCAUUCAGCGCCGUGUGAGAGCGCACACCAAGUCAAACUACCACAUAUGGGUGAAGGACAUGAGGAUGGGAUCUGAGUACAAGCUGAUCUACGAGCCUGUCCCUGAUAGCUCAUGAAUCAUCCUCACUAAGGUGAAGAGCAGGCAGUGCCGCUAUGCAGUCAUUCACGUGUUCCGUCCUUCCAAGGCGGCAGACUGCCGCAUCGCCCUCUGGAAAGACCCCAGGCUCUGCUGGCUUGAUGAGGCCACCCAGUCGGUGUGUGAGUGCAUAGCAUCCGCAGCAACCAUGGACAUCACCUCAGCGUUUGGGCUUCACUGGCCUAUCAACCCCGACUCAAACGACUUUGACGUCUCCAUGCUCCUCUCAUCAUCAUCGACAUCGUCCUCCUACUUUACCAUCUGUUCGUUUCGUAGUCACGGGGGUGCGGCAUAUCAGAAAGACUCGAGGCGGCGUCGGGUGGACGCUAUUGGAAGCUGUCUCGGAUCAGCGGGGUGCGGGUAGAACCCCCUGGGGCCCACCACACAAAGCUGAUUGAGUUUUGCCCGCUCUCGUGGCGGGAGAAGUUGAAGCGCCAUGGAGAGCCAAGCGACGCCACUGCACCCUCAGCACCUCCCUACCCCCCUCCUCAUCUUGCUGUGACUCGAGCUUGCAGCACGCGGCACCGCACUGGACUCCAGAGAGCAUUCUUGCCGACUUCCCUGCCCUUGUACACUGGCUGCAGCAGCGCCUGCCGUAGAGCUACAGUGCUGUAAGGGUGUCUGGUCUGCUGGUGGUGUUGCACUCCAGAGAGCACUCUUGCUGAAUGCUCAGCCCCCUUAGACUGGCUGUAGCAACACUUGCCAUCGAAGAAGCGGAGUGAACUAGUGUGGUGUCACUCUACAGGCUCAUAUCGUAUGUACAGGUGAUGCAAAUAAUAAUUGUGAGAAUUUGGU
Molecule: messenger RNA, 1762 nt
Organism: Closterium sp. NIES-67
Lineage: Eukaryota; Viridiplantae; Streptophyta; Zygnematophyceae; Desmidiales; Closteriaceae
Source: the annotation of a GenBank genome assembly